Molecule: messenger RNA, 1364 nt
Organism: Cyprinodon tularosa
Lineage: Eukaryota; Metazoa; Chordata; Actinopteri; Cyprinodontiformes; Cyprinodontidae
Product: interleukin-21 receptor-like
Exons: 5
Coding region: 167-1042 (291 amino acids)
Biological process (GO): immunoglobulin mediated immune response; cytokine-mediated signaling pathway
Cellular component (GO): external side of plasma membrane
Molecular function (GO): cytokine receptor activity
Source: RefSeq, a predicted model, not a curated record
GACCCCUCCACCUGAACCUGAGCUCAAUGUCAAUCAAUCAGACCUCACCAUUAUUUGUAAAAGUGAAAAAUAUAAACACCAUCCCUACAUUCAAAAUUACCUGUUCUAUGAAGUCGUCCUUCAAGAAUCUCAGAGUGACACUAAACAAAUUAUUAACCUCAAUUCAAUGAAAAAUGUUUGGAAUGAUUCAGAAUCCCAGCUGAAACCGAACACUGAAUACUGCAUCAAAGCCAGAUUUAAGGCUUCAAGCAGGCUUCUAGGACUUGAGUCCAGUUGGAGUGAAUGGAGUAAAUCCAUAUGUUGGAAAAAUGAAGACAAAGAAGAACAAAGAUUUCUUUUACCCAUUUUACUCAAAACUCUGGGUCCUGUGUGUCUAACUCUUGGAGUCCUCCUCUUUGCGUUCUACAACCCUGCUACAAGAAUGAAGAUAAAAACUCUGGCCCACACACCAACACCAGCCCCCUUCUUCAAGCCUCUGUUUCAGCAACAUGAAGGAAAUCUCCAGGAAUGGCUCUCGCCGCAUGGCAAACAAGUUCUGACAUACAAAACUGAGGAGGACCUGAUACCUGAUGUUGUGACUGUUUUGCCAAAAUCCAGCUCAAAGGAUUUUGAGGAGAAUCAAGACUUCCUCAGCCUUCCAACGACCCAACUGGUUUUCCCCCUGAGUCACACCUCCUACGUCGGCCUACCCGGGAUGGACAACGCCUUCCCUCCUGCCACUUUGCUCUGUCCAGGGGAUACACCGUACACUCAGUUCCCAGGUUCCUCUUUGGGGUUCAACUUCCAAGAAAAAGAGGUCUUCUCCUCUGGUAUGAAAGAUACGCUAGAGAUCAGCCAUUGCGAUUCUGGCUGCAGCUGCGAGGACCUGACCCAGAGCCUGGAGUGCAGUUUACCAUGCAGUCCUGUCGAUGAGACUCCAACACCCAACCACUGCAACGAUUACUGCAUCCUCAACAAGACAGCCGAGGGAAUCAUUCCCAUUUUACUGUCUAAACAACGUGCCAGAGACGUUCGGUCUGAUUCUCUAAAGUCAGAGGGAUGAGAAGUUCAUCCAAGUUACCAAUGAGCAUCUGUGCUGCUCGUUGGUAACCUGGCAUAAGCCAGAUUGAUACAUGUUGUUAAUUCUGAAUUGUACACUGUAUCAAUCUGGGAAGCCUCCUGUAGGAAGUGGUUGCAAAAAGGGCGGAUAUUAGGUACUAUCGUUCGAGCAUAUUUGGUACCUGCUUCCCAUGUUGAGUUUUUAGCCAAUCACAGCAGCAGUAGCAGUUGAGAUGUAUCACAUUCUUGAUUUGUUUAUGGAAACAACUGACGAAUCAAACUCUUACCAAAUCCUCUCAAGAGGAACGCGCAAACGUCUUCCCAUC